AAAAUAAAUUAAACCAUAAGUACAGCGUUUAAACGUCAUCCUGCAUUAGAUGUUGGACUUUUAUUAAGGAAAAAAAUUCCUAACUGAUGUAACCCAGAAGUACUUUGUUAGUGUUUUUGACAAGAUCCAAGUGUUGUUAUGUUGGCCCGGAUGUAGCCGUACUAGCCGAAACCCCAACUUGUCAUCUUAAAAUGGCCGGACUGCAGUCGUUUCGUGUAUUUUUGAAUGAGCGCCUGGUUGUGGCCGCUGUGGACAUUUUCGGGGCAGUUGAGAAAACGGUAGCUGAGCACCAAGAGGAGAAUGAUCGGCUACGGAGACAGCUGCAAAUCACGCCUGGUAGAAUCGGCUCCCUGCAGGUCUCUGUCUCUGAAGAGGAGGUUCCCCCUCAGCAGAAACACUGUGAGCAGGAGUGGAGCCCCAGUCUGGGGGAGGAGGACCCUGAGGCCAGACAGAUUAAAGAAGAACAGGAGGAACUCAGAACCAGUCCGGAGGAAGAACUGGAUCAAGGGCUCUUUGAUACCAAAGACUCCAUAUUGACUCCUCUCUGUGUGAAACAUGAAUGUGAACAGGAGGACCCACCUUCCAGAGAAACACCAGCUGAAUAUCCAUCUGUCAGUGGACUGAAAAUGUCUAAACUCCAGUUGUUUCAUGUGUUUCUCAAUGAGCGUUUGAUGGUGUCGGCAGCUGUGGAGAUUUUCAGGGCAGUUGAGAAAACUGUGUCAGAAUACCAGGAAGAGAAUGAUCAUCUCCGGAGACUGUUGAAAAACACCCAGGAGAUGCCAUUAUCUAGAAUCGACUCCCUGGAGGUCUUUGUUUCUGAAGAGGAGCUUCCCCCUGAGCAGCAGCUCUGUGAGCAGGAGUGGAGUCCCAGUCUGGGGGAGGAGGACCCAGAGCCCACACAGAUUAAAGAGGAACAGGAGGAACUCCGAACCAGUCAGGAGGAAGAACAAGAUCAAGGGGUGGCGCUUGAUAUUUUGAAGUUUAAAUUCACUCCCUCCGGUGUGAAAAGUGAAUGUGAUCAGGAAGACCCACUGUGGUCCCUGACUCCUCCCUCAACCCAGACUGUGGAGAACAGAGAGGCUGAUUUACCUCAGAGACCUCCUGGCACGGUGACCAACCUAAAGAGUCCCAACACUCCCAGUGACCCAGAACAACGAGACAGCAGCUCAUCAAUGAAUUCCAACCCACCACUGAAGAAACGUGGAUCCAAACCUACCAUGUCUAGAAAACCUCACCACUGUCGUGACUGGUUCAGACAGAAGGGAGACAGAACACACCAUCAACUGACUCACACAAGAAAGAAAUCCUAUAACUGUAAUGACUGUGGGAAAAGCUUUAGUCAGAGGGGGAACCUGACAAAACACACAAUGAUCCACACUGGGGAGAAACCCUUUAGCUGUGGUGUCUGUGGGAAAAGCUUCAGUCAGAAGGGAAACUUAACCAAACACACACUGACUCACAUGGGAGACAAGCAGUUUAGUUGUGGAAGAUGUGGGAAAAGUUUCAGCCAGAAGCAGGACCUAACCAUGCACUUACCGACUCACACGGGAGAGAAAUCAUUUUGCUGCGGCGACUGUGGGAAAAGCUUCAGUCAGAAGGGGACCCUGAACAGACAUAAACUGACUCACACAGGUGAGAAACCAUUUACCUGUGGUGACUGUGGAAAAAGCUUCAAUUCAAAAUGGCACCUUAACUUGCACAUACUGACUCACACAGGAGAGAAACCAUUUGUCUGCGGUGACUGUGGAAAAAGCUUCAGUCAGAAGGGGCACCUGAAAUUGCACAUACUGACUCACACAGGAGAGAAACCAUUUGUCUGCGGUGACUGUGGAAAAAGCUUCCAUGAAAAGGGAGACUUGAAUAGGCACCUAAGGACACACACAGGAGAGAAACCAUUUGUCUGUGGUCAUUGUGGCAAAAGUUUUAAUCAGAAGGGGAAUCUGACCACUCAUAUACAGACUCACACAAAAAACAAACAUGGCUGCCCAAUCUGUGGUGACAAAUUCAGUAAGAAGACUGAUCUCCUGACUCAUGUGAAAAAUCUCCACAAAAAAUUCAAACAAGAAAAAAACACAACAAGAAUAGAAAAUGAGGACUUGAAUUCACAGAGUGUACAAAGCUAGAAUAAUGAGAUACACCCAAAAUUGCCUGUCGAACAUUUGUAACUGUUGGUGCUUGUUCCUGUAACUAACCCCAUGGGGGGUAUCUUACCCCAGUUGCUGGAAAAAAUGCCCCUUUUUAUUAAAUGCAAAUUAAUUGGU
This is a messenger RNA of Esox lucius (northern pike), 2261 nucleotides long. Its product is annotated as zinc finger protein OZF-like. The transcript has 3 exons. The record is from RefSeq and is a predicted model, not a curated record. NCBI's taxonomy places the organism in Eukaryota, Metazoa, Chordata, Actinopteri, Esociformes, Esocidae. Gene Ontology annotation, cellular component: nucleus. Bases 192 to 2123 code for a protein of 643 amino acids.